AUGGAAUCCAUCAACGACCCGAAGCGAGUCGUCCUUCGUUUCAGCGAUCAAUACUGGCUUGAGGACGCGGCAAUAAAUGAACAAUUCUUCGCUCUGCACGGCCCUGAACCUCUAAAUGAUUUCUACUCUCAUUUAAUCCCCUCCAACGAAUCUUCCAAGAUGUAUAUUAUUCUGGACAUCCACUGCAACUCACACCCGACCAUCGACGACAGCACGAUAACAUACGAAGUCUUCAAAGUAAGAAAGAACGGCAACUUCAAAUUCGAACAACUAAACGCUGCUGCAUGCCAAUACGCUCGCAAGCGCUGCCAGUUGAUGGGGGUCAAAUGGGGGACCGACCAAUCUUAA
Trematosphaeria pertusa is the source of this 348-nucleotide messenger RNA. RefSeq lists its product as uncharacterized. The transcript is spliced from 2 exons. The record is from RefSeq and is a predicted model, not a curated record. Bases 1 to 348 code for a protein of 115 amino acids. NCBI's taxonomy places the organism in Eukaryota, Fungi, Ascomycota, Dothideomycetes, Pleosporales, Trematosphaeriaceae.